UAAAAGGUUAUGAUAUUGAACACAUACGCAUCAGUUAAUCAACAAUUUUCAUUGCAAACAUUUAAUUUCUUGAUUUGUGCAAAAACUAUGAAAAUGAUUGCCACUCUCUUCGUUGUCUUUGCUGUUGCUUCUUCAGCUUUUGGUCAAUGUCCAGUUCCUACACCUGUUUCUGGUGCUGAUAUUGGCAAAAUUGCCGGUCGAUGGUAUGAAAUUUCUGGAUCAACUCUUGAUCUUACAUGUGUUACAAUGGAUUUCACUCCUCGAGAGGAUGGAAACUUCAAUUAUACAACUCUUGGAUCCAAAUCUGAUGGCUCAAAGCAUAGUCGACAUUUGUUAGCCAUACGUACUGAUAAUGAAAAUUCAUUCAAUAUCUCUGAUAUGUCAACCGAGACUCGAUACCCAAUUACCUUCUAUAUAGCCGAUACUGAUUACGAUAACUAUUUAGCUAUGUACAGUUGUGUUUUCCUUCCUGGUUACUCACAAAUUCAAUUAGGUUUCAUUCUAUCCAGGUUUAACAGCAUGAAAGAUGACAAACUUGCUGAACUGACUGAUUUGUUGAUUAAACUUGGACUUACUGAUGAUAAAAUUCAAUCCAUAUCUCAAGAAUACUGUAAAUACUGGCCGGCCUCCCAGUAAUGAUUUUCAAAUAAAAUUGAAUUUAAACUGUAAGGGUUUAUAACCUUGAGCAACAAAAGUUAUACAGUAGUGGUUAGGGUUAAGUUAACAAAUGGGGAGAUUUUUUUCAUAGUCGCCAUCUAACAAUAAAUUAAAGUACCUUUAAGAUCGAAUUUAUUUUUGUCCAUUUCUCUAUUGUCAAUUUUCUCUGAAAACUAAUUAUUACCGAGAUGGCGACACCUGAAAAUUAACUUAAGUCUGGCCCUGUUUUGUUAACUUAACUCUAACCACUACUGUAUUA
Tetranychus urticae (two-spotted spider mite) is the source of this 916-nucleotide messenger RNA. Its product is annotated as apolipoprotein D-like. Gene Ontology annotation, cellular component: cytoplasm. NCBI's taxonomy places the organism in Eukaryota, Metazoa, Arthropoda, Arachnida, Trombidiformes, Tetranychidae. Gene Ontology annotation, biological process: response to reactive oxygen species; lipid metabolic process. The record is from RefSeq and is a predicted model, not a curated record.